Molecule: messenger RNA, 507 nt
Organism: Stegodyphus dumicola
Lineage: Eukaryota; Metazoa; Arthropoda; Arachnida; Araneae; Eresidae
Product: protein O-mannosyl-transferase TMTC3-like
Biological process (GO): protein O-linked glycosylation via mannose
Cellular component (GO): endoplasmic reticulum
Molecular function (GO): protein binding; mannosyltransferase activity
Source: RefSeq, a predicted model, not a curated record
AUGACUUAUACCCGUGAACUAAAGAAAAAGAUGAAACCUGCUAAUGUUAAAUUGCCAUCAACCGCAGUCGGGAAUGGCAAACUGCCAGCAAUAAUUGGUAUCCUUUUUCUGCUAUCUGUCGAUAUGUUGAAGACUAUCUCCAGAAAUAAAGACUGGCAGUCUGAUUACAACCUCUACAGUUCGGCGUUAACUAUCAACCAUAGGAACGCUAAGCUGCAUAAUAAUAUGGGUCAAGUACUGGAGAACUUGAACAGACAAGAAGAAGCUCUUCAGCAUUAUAAGACAGCAACAGAGAUAGAACCAGAUGAUGUCAGAGGGUAUUUGAAUGUUGGCCGAGUACUUGUAAAGCUCAACCGUUUUAAAGAAGCAGAAGACAUCUACAUAAAGGCAAAGAAAUUAUUUCCUCGAUCUGUAGUGGCAACUGUGACGCCUAACCAUCUUCAGCUGUUCCUCAAUCUUGCCUUUCUUAUAUCCCAAAAUGUUAGUCGUCUGGAAGAAGCAGAUGCG